AUGCCCGACGAACAAGGCUCGGGGAAGCCAUCUUCGGACGCACCUGAGAAGGGCCAAGCCCUCGACGACCUCAUCGACCUCACCGACAAGACGGAACCAACAGCAUCAGCAUCUGUAGCUGCCGACGCCAACAAACCGAGUAGCCCCGGCAACCACAGCGAAGAUGCCGAGGACACUACCUCUCGCGCACAUGUUGUGACAGAGGCAGACCCAGACGGAGAGGCUUCGGCCUCUUCGGACCUUUUGAAUACUUCUGUGGCAACCAUCAAGCCGUCGAAACCCCUCCCCGCCGACACCUCGACCCAGUUCCUCACGAUCGAAACCAAAGCCUACGUUGAUCCUACGCCACCUACCCCGACAGCCUCGCGCCCUCCUUCAAGAACACCGUCCAGUGUAGGAUCCCGACAAGAUGCGUCUCCCACGAGAUCUGACGCUGCCUACGACGAUCGGAGGUAUACGAGCGAUGAUGACCAGGAGAACGGCUCGCGCUCCGAGAUUCAGAGCAUCAUGGAGCAGUUCACCGGCGAUGGAGGUGGCCCGGGAGCUGAGGAGGUCAUGAGUCCAAGAUUAGAGAUUACAUCGCCCAUUCUCGGCGGCCCGAUUCAACAUCCACCAAGAAAGUCGAGCCUCGAGCCUCUGUCAACCUCCUUCUCGGCCCAGUCGCUGGAGAAGGAGACAUUGGGCGCAGCCAUACCUUCGUCACCCGUGAGCACAAGAUCCCGAACCAGGUCCUCGGUGGAUUUUGGUCCUCCGGUGCCCCCCAAGGACGGCCCUCCCGGCGCCGAGGACAGCCAAACCUCUCUCGAUACUCCCAUGUCGCCCUCGGCCAUGCACCGGCCCCCACCACCCGAACCCGAACCAGAGCCGACCCUACCUUUUGACUUUCACCGUUUCCUCGAGCAGCUGCGCAACAAGAAAGCCGAUCCAGUCGCGCGCUAUCUCAAGUCUUUCCUAUCCGAAUUCGGCAAGCGGCAGUGGAUGGUUCACGAACAAGUCAAGAUUAUCGGCGACUUCCUCGCCUUCAUAGCCAACAAAAUGGCGCAGUGCGAGGUCUGGCGCGAUGUGUCGGACGCCGAAUUUGACAACGCGCGAGAGGGCAUGGAGAAGCUUGUCAUGAACAGGCUGUACACCCAGACGUUCUCGCCGGCCAUCCCCGCACCGCAGCCUAUUCCUGGGGCCAAACCCAAGAGGAGAGGCGGCGAGCGACCGAUGGGGCCGGGGCGUAAGGGCCAGCACCAAGAGGAUGUCGAGAGGGAUGAUAUCCUGACACAGAAGAUCAACAUUUACGGCUGGAUUAGGGAAGCCCAUCUCGAUAUUCCACCAACGAGCGAGAGCGGGAAGCGGUUCCUCAAGUUGGCGCAGCAGGAACUCUUCAAAAUUAGGUCUUAUCGCGCGCCGAGGGACAAGAUCAUCUGCGUGUUGAAUUGCUGCAAGGUCAUCUUUGGUCUGCUCAAGCACGCAAAGUCAGAUGGAUCAGCAGACUCGUUCAUGCCAUUCCUUAUCUACGUAGUGCUCCAAUCCAAUCCUGAACAUCUUGUGUCGAAUGUGCAGUACAUUCUUCGAUUCAGGAAUCAGGAGAAACUGGGUGGCGAGGCCGGAUACUACCUGUCUUCUCUGUUCAUUGAGAACAUGGACAAGACCAGCCUUACGAUUACCGACGACGAGUUCGAGAAGAACGUCGAGGCCGCCGUCUCAGCCAUCGCAGAGAAGCACAACGCUGCAUCGCCGGUGGAACCGCAGCUCUCCGAGAAGAUACCCCAAAGCCUACUGGCCCAGACACAAGGCGAACCCUCGACCCGGCCCGACCACGAUGUCAACAACGGAGACUUGUCCACGCCUCGCCGCUCCACAUCGUCAGAUGGCGACUACUCCGACGGCCAGGCCCCCAUUACGAGCCUGCUCCAGACGAUCCAGCGACCGCUCAGUACCAUCGGACGCAUGUUCUCCGAAGAUCCCACCGGACCGGAAUCCGGCGCCAGCGCCGCGUCGCGCGCGCCGCAGCCUCUCGACCCAAACCGGUUAUCACCAAGGCCCAGUGGCGAGGAGGCACGCGAGGCCGGAGGACGGCCGGACCUGCGCAACCAUCCGCAGCUGUCGGUGGAGGAGGCGGCCGCGAGGCAAGCGAGCGCCGAGACGGCCGAGGCGCAAAGGUUACACCGGGCGGAGCACCACAAUGUCGUUGAGACACUUGCCGGCAUGUUUCCGGACCUCGACAGGGACAUCAUCUCGGAUGUCGUGGUGCAGAAGCAGGGGAGGGUCGGACUAGCGGUGGAUGCCUGCCUGGCAUUGUCCACGUAG
This is a messenger RNA of Verticillium dahliae VdLs.17, 2298 nucleotides long. RefSeq names its product vacuolar protein sorting-associated protein. Gene Ontology annotation, molecular function: guanyl-nucleotide exchange factor activity; ubiquitin binding; small GTPase binding. Bases 1 to 2298 code for a protein of 765 amino acids. Gene Ontology annotation, biological process: vesicle-mediated transport. Lineage: Eukaryota; Fungi; Ascomycota; Sordariomycetes; Glomerellales; Plectosphaerellaceae. Gene Ontology annotation, cellular component: endocytic vesicle; cytosol. The record is from RefSeq and is a predicted model, not a curated record. The transcript is spliced from 4 exons.